Molecule: messenger RNA, 408 nt
Organism: Arachis ipaensis
Lineage: Eukaryota; Viridiplantae; Streptophyta; Magnoliopsida; Fabales; Fabaceae
Source: RefSeq, a predicted model, not a curated record
AUGUUAGAGUUUGAAGUGGGAGAGCACGUAUUCCUUAGAGUUACACCGACAACUGGAAUUGGAAGAGCAAUCAAGACCAAGAAGUUGAAUCUGAGGUAUAUAGGACCGUUUGAGAUUUUAAGGCGAUUCGGGCCGGUGGCAUAUCAAGUGGCCUUGCCACCUCACCUAUCUAACCUACAUAACGUAUUCCACGUGUCACAACUCUGUAAGUACACGUCGGAUGCGACUCAUGUGUUGGAGCCUGAAUCGGUCGAGUUGAAAGAGAACUUGACUUUCCAAGUAACGCCAGCGAGAAUCGAUGACACUAGUGUGAAGAAGCUGCGAGGAAAGAAUGUUCCAUUAGUUAAAGUUACUUGGGAGCGAGCAGGAGUUGAAGAGCACACUUGGGAAUUGGAGUCUGAGAUGUGA